Messenger RNA from Otolemur garnettii (small-eared galago), 2131 nucleotides. RefSeq names its product intraflagellar transport 74 (gene IFT74). The record is from RefSeq and is a predicted model, not a curated record. Gene Ontology annotation, biological process: intraciliary transport involved in cilium assembly; cilium assembly. The transcript has 20 exons. Gene Ontology annotation, cellular component: centrosome; intraciliary transport particle B; cilium. Bases 135 to 1937 code for a protein of 600 amino acids. Gene Ontology annotation, molecular function: beta-tubulin binding. Lineage: Eukaryota; Metazoa; Chordata; Mammalia; Primates; Galagidae.
UGCGCGUGGGCUAACCUGAAGCUGCGAGUGGGCGAACCGAUGUGCGCAGCCUGAGAAAUAAAUUCGAGAGCCCAGGCCGGAGCCUUGCGACUGCCCUCCUGCUGCGCCGGCGGAGGGUUUAAAGUGAAUAAACAAUGGCCAAUAAUAACAAACCUUCAGGAAGUCGCCCUGUUUCACGAGGUGGAAUUGGGUUGACAGGAAGGCCUCAUUCUGGAAUACGACCCCCAUCAGGAAAUAUUCGAGUGGCAACUGGAAUGCCACCUGGGACUGCAAGACCAGCUUCUCGUAGUGGUUCCAUAGGGGCAGGUGGAGUUCUGUCUUCUCAAAUCAAAGUUGCUGAUCGUCCUGUAACACAACAAGGUUUGAGUGGAAUGAAAACUGGGAUGAAAGGUCCCCAGAGGCAAAUUUUAGACAAAUCUUACUAUCUUGGGCUUCUUAGAAGUAAAAUAAGUGAACUUACAACUGAAAUUAACAAACUUCAGAAAGAAAUAGAAAUGUACAAUCAAGAGAAUUCAGUGUAUUUGUCAUAUGAAAAGAGGGCUGAAACUUUAGCUGUUGAAAUCAAAGAGUUUCAAGGACAACUAGCAGAUUACAACAUGUUGGUGGAUAAACUUAAUACCAAUACUGAAAUGGAAGAAGUAAUGAAUGAUUACAACAUGCUUAAAGCUCAAAAUGAUCGAGAGACACAAAGUAUGGAUAUCAUAUUUACUGAAAGACAAGCGAAAGAAAAACAAAUUAGAAGUGUAGAAGAAGAAAUUGAACAGGAAAAACAAGCAGCAGAUGGCAUUAUAAAAAAUAUGUCUCCUGAAAAACAAGUCAAAUACAUAGAGAUGAAAACCACAAAUGAGAAAUUGCUACAGGAAUUAGAUACACUUCAGCAACAACUAGAUUCACUGAACAUGAAAAAAGAGAGCCUAGAAACUGAAAUAACACACUCCCAGGUAAAACAGGAGGCUGUAUUGCUGCAUGAAAAACUUUAUGAAUUAGAAUCCCAUCGAGAUCAAAUGGUUGCAGAAAACAAAAGCAUGGGAUCCCCAAUGGAAGAGAGAGAGAAAUUACUUAAGCAGGUUAAAGAAGAUAAUCAGGAAAUAGCCAGCAUGGAGAGACAGUUAACAGAUAUAAAAGAAAAAAUAAACCAGUUUAAUGAAGAAAUUAGACAACUUGAUAUGGAUUUAGAGGAACACCAAGGUGAAAUGAAUCAGAAAUACAAGGAGCUAAAAAAAAGGGAAGAAAAUAUGGACACUUUUAUUGAGACUUUUGAGGAAACUAAGAGUCAGGAACUGGAACGGAAGGCACAGAUAGAAGCCAGCAUUGUUUCACUUUUGGAGCACUGUAGUCGUGAUUUAAAUCGUAUGAAACAGAUAUCCUCUGUCACCAAUCAAGAGCUAAAAAUGAUGCAGGAUGACCUCAAUUUUAAAUCUACUGAAAUGCAAAAAUCGCAAAGUACAGCUAGAAAUUUGACUUCAGACAGUCAGCGUCUACAGCUGGAUCUACAGAAAAUGGAGCUUCUGGAAAGUAAAAUGACUGAGGAGCAGCAUUCUCUAAAAAGCAAAAUUAAGCAAAUGACAACUGAUCUAGAGACAUACAAUGAUUUGUCAGCUUUAAAAUCCUCAGGUGAAGAAAAGAAAAAGAAAUUACAGCAAGAAAGAACAGUAUUAUCAAUUCGCAGAAAUGCUUUUAAGAAAAUAAUGGAGAAACUAAAUAUACAAUAUGAGACGCUAAAAACACAACUGCAAGAAAAUGAGACACAUUCUCAGCUUACAAAUUUGGAGAGAAAGUGGCAACACCAUGAGCAAAAUAAUUUUGUGAUGAAAGAAUUCAUAGCAACCAAGAGUCAAGAAAGUGAUUACCGGCCAAUAAUGAAGAAUGUGACCAAGCAGAUUGCAGAAUACAAUAAAACCAUCGUGGAUGCUCUACACAGUACUAGCAGAAACUGAGUCUGAAUCCACUAAAAGUUUCUAAUAAAAAAAUAGUUUCUGAUUGCUAAACUUAGUUCAAGCAGGCUAAAAACAUUAAAAGAAAUAACUUACCCUUGAAGAGUCUUACCUGAACUUUCCAAAUGCUGUAACUUUUGUGGCCUCUUUGAAGAGUAAUAUUUUAAAUAUAAUAGUUCAAUAAAUAGUUUGCAUAU